This is a messenger RNA of Mesocricetus auratus (golden hamster), 1457 nucleotides long. Its product is annotated as solute carrier family 7 member 13. Gene Ontology annotation, molecular function: L-amino acid transmembrane transporter activity. Gene Ontology annotation, cellular component: membrane. NCBI's taxonomy places the organism in Eukaryota, Metazoa, Chordata, Mammalia, Rodentia, Cricetidae. Gene Ontology annotation, biological process: amino acid transmembrane transport. The transcript has 4 exons. The record is from RefSeq and is a predicted model, not a curated record. The coding region runs from base 1 to 1434 and encodes 477 amino acids.
AUGGAUUCAGAGAAGAAAAUACAGCUUAAGAGAGAGCUUGGAUAUUUCUGGGGGGUCAAUUUUUUAAUUAUUAAUAUAAUUGGUGCAGGAAUUUUUGUGUCCCCUAAGGGGGUGCUUGAGUACUCUUGCAUGAAUGUGGGAGUCUCCUUGUGUAUUUGGGCUGCCUGUGCUGUGCUAUCCAUGACCAGUUCUCUCUGCUUUGCAGAGAUAGGGAUAGCCUUCCCAUACAGUGGGGCUCACUACUAUUUUAUCAAGAGAUGCUUUGGUUCGUCGAUUGCAUUCCUGAGACUUUGGACAUCCUUGUUUACGAGCGCAGGUGUAGUUGCUAGUCAAGCUCUGCUACUCGCUGAGUAUGGCAUUCAGCCUUUCUAUCCCAGCUGCUCUGCCCCGAAUCUACCAAAAAAAUGUCUGGCCCUGGCGGCGCUGUGGAUUGUGGGGAUUCUGAAUUCUCGUGGUGUGAAAGAGCUGUCAUGGCUUCAGACAGUGAGCACAGUGCUGAAGAUGGGCAUACUCGGCUUCAUUUCCCUCUGUGGGGUGUUCAUGCUGGUGAGAGGGAAAAAGGAGAAUGUGAGAAGACUUGAGAAUGCUUUUGAUGCCGAGUUUCCAGAGAUCUCUCAGAUUAUAGAAGCUGUCUUCCAAGGAUACUUUGCGUUUUCCGGCGGGGGAUGCUUUACAUAUGUAGCAGGGGAGCUGAAGAAACCCAACAAAACAAUUCCUCGAUGCAUAUUUACAGCGCUGCCUCUAAUAACUGCGGUGUAUUUACUGGCUAACAUAUCCUAUGUGACAGUUCUGACACCAAGAGAAAUUAUCUCUUCAGCUGCUGUGGCUGUUACAUGGACUGACAGAGUUAUCCCAGGAUUAGCAUGGAUUGUUCCUUUUGCUAUUUCCGCCUCAUUAUUUAGCAACCUUGUGAUUAAUGUACUUGAAUCAGCAAGAGUGUUAUAUAUUGCAAGUGAGCAAGGUCAGCUGCCCUUGAUGUUUAGUACCCUUAAUGUUCACUCAUCCCCCUUCGUAGCUGUUCUUCUAAACAUCAGUAUGGGAUCCAUUGCAAUUGUCUUAACAAACUUAAUUCAACUGAUAAACUAUCUCUAUUUUGCUAUUUCUAUUUGGACUCUGUUAUCCUUAAUAGGAAUCCUGAAACUGAGGUACCAGGAGCCCAAUCUACACAGACCUUAUAAGGUGUUUUUGCCGUUCCUCUUCAUAGCAAUGGCCAUCAGCCUGUGCUUGGUCUUGAUUCCCCUUGUCAAGUCUCCAAAGAUGCAUUAUAUCUAUGUGCUUCUCUUCCUUCUCAGUGGACUGCUGUUUUAUGUGCCAUUGAUACACUAUAAAGUGAAGCUGGUUUGGUUUGAGAAGUUAACUUGCUAUUUGCAAUUACUUUUUAAUAUUUGCAUACCUGAUGCAUCUGAUGAGCAAAUGUCAGAAGUAGUAAACUGAAAAAUAAAAGCCCUUUAUAACUA